Ipomoea triloba (trilobed morning glory) is the source of this 939-nucleotide messenger RNA. RefSeq lists its product as uncharacterized. The record is from RefSeq and is a predicted model, not a curated record. The coding region runs from base 266 to 745 and encodes 159 amino acids. Lineage: Eukaryota; Viridiplantae; Streptophyta; Magnoliopsida; Solanales; Convolvulaceae. The transcript has 8 exons. Gene Ontology annotation, cellular component: cytoplasm. Gene Ontology annotation, molecular function: protein phosphatase inhibitor activity.
UCAUCAUCUCCUAACUCCAUAUUUCCAGUAGCUUACCAGUUUCAUUUCUGGUAACUUUAUCUUCCUCUCUCUCAUUUCUUCACUCUCCACCAAACUCUUCAAAGCCCUCCAGAGAAUUCUUCCUUUCCUGUAAAGGUUCCAAUUUCAGAAUAUGGCUUCAAUUGAAAGAAUGAUCUGGUUCUUUAGUAUUGUCAGAAGCUAUUGAUUUGGGGGCAACCCAGUUUGGUAAUCACAAGUUUCCAAGUUUGACUCCCUAAUACACAACAUGUUGAACUCGAGCAAUGAUGAGAAUGUCAAAGAACAUGAACCCGUUGAUGAUUCACAGCGAUCUCAGGUGGAUGGAAAUUCAUCCGUGAAUGAUCCAAAGAUUUCUGAAUUACAAGAAAAUCCUAAGAAGCCGAAGGAGGAGGAAGUAAUAAAGAAAAAGUAUGGAGGAUUACUAGCAAAAAAGCCGCCCUUGAUAUCCAAGGACCACGAACGUGCUUUUUUCGAUUCUGCUGAUUGGGCAUUAGGAAAGCAGGGAGCCCAGAAGAGCAAAGGACCUGCAGAGGCACUUCGUCCGAAAUUGGAACCCACACCGCACCAGCAAGUCCGUACAAGGCUUUCAGCAUCCGUCCCUGCUGAUGAUGAUGAAGCGGAUGGUGGAAAUAGCAAACCCGAUGAUGAGUCUGAGGAGAAAAGCGGGACACCAGAUGCUAGCAACGAGAGCACAAGUCACACCGAGGUCCAGAACGAGCAGAGCUAAUGAUCUGGUGAACACCAGCACUUAGAAUAAUCUCUGAAGCAAAUUUUUGUGCUUCUGUAAACCACCAUGCUAUGUAGUGUGAGGAACUGUGCCUUGUGGCUUCAGUCAUAUUUAGUUCCCUCUACAUUGAGUCCUCAUGGAUGUAUUAUUAUUAUUUAAUGAAUCUGAUAAUAAAACCUGUCUUUUUCUUUUGA